Aureobasidium pullulans EXF-150 is the source of this 1196-nucleotide messenger RNA. RefSeq lists its product as uncharacterized. Gene Ontology annotation, molecular function: acetate transmembrane transporter activity. The coding region runs from base 214 to 1122 and encodes 302 amino acids. Gene Ontology annotation, cellular component: plasma membrane. Lineage: Eukaryota; Fungi; Ascomycota; Dothideomycetes; Dothideales; Saccotheciaceae. The transcript is spliced from 4 exons. The record is from RefSeq and is a predicted model, not a curated record.
GGGGAUGCAAGACCUUCUGGGGAAAUGAUCUGGCUUGAGCAGCUUGAGCAGCAUGGAUAUUUGGCAUACCACAUGUAAAAGGUUUGGGACUAGUAGGUGCACAUCACAAUCGCUGUUUCCUCAUAAGUUUGCUUUUCGUCUCCUGUGUUUCUUUGUAUCUUUGAUCUCUUUUCUUCUUUUCGUUUUUCCAGCAAGAGUCGUCGAGUUGUAAUUAUGGCGUCUACGCAACGAGAUUCACCUCCAACACCUUCCUCUCGCACGGCUUCUAGUUCCAUUGCGGAUCCAGAUGCUAUCCAAAAAGCAACGACCAACCAUCUCGAAAACGCUGCUAUAAACCCGCGUUGGACACCUGGCUAUGGCCCUCUCUCCCAAAUCCCCAGCAAUGAAUCCUACCUCCCUGCCUUUGGUGGUGCUUUCCAGCCUGGUCUCUACAAGCCUCCGGACAGAAAACUCGCCAACCCUGCACCCUUGGGGUUGUCUGGAUUCGCACUGACGACUUUUAUUUUGAGUCUGCUCAAUUUGGGAACGAGGGGGAGCUUGGAGCCAAAUAUCAUUGUCGGGCCUGCUUUGGCUUAUGGCGGGUUGAUUCAGUUGUUGGCUGGCAUGUGGGAAAUGGCUGUCGGCAACACAUUCGGUGCUACUGCAUUAUCGUCUUAUGGUGGUUUCUGGAUUGGACUGGGCAUCAUAUUCACUCCCGGUGGUUUCAACAUCGCCGCCGCUUACGGAGGCGCCACGCCCGAGUUUUACGCCGCUGUGGGAUUCUACCUUUACGGCUGGUUCAUCUUCACUUUCAUCCUCUGGCUUCUCACCCUCCGCUCCACUCUCGCAUUCUCCUCUCUCUUCUUCACCGUCUGGCUCACCUUUCUCAUGCUGGCGACUGGUUAUAUGUACACUACCACCACGGCUGGAGUCACCUCUCCCCACGCAACUCUCGUCAAGGCAGGCGGUGGCUUUGGAAUCGUAGCGGCGUUUAUCGCAUGGUGGAACAUGUUGGCUGGUAUUGCGGACAGAGGAAAUAGCUUCUUCUUGGUUCCCGUGGCACAUUUCCCUUGGAGUGAAAAGGGAAGGCAAAGAAAGAGGGACAGACAGAACAGUGUCGACGAGGUCGAGAAGAUGGCGUAGAUGUGGUUCGGAUUGUAUAAUGCAGAUCGAAGAUGUAUGAAUGAUAAUGAGAGAUAUAGAAGUCUAUGAGAGCC